CAUUGGGGACAGGGCUUUCCGGAGCCAUGGCCCAGCAGUGGGGCCCCCGAAGGCUCGCAGGUGGGCAGCCGCAGGCCAGCUUUGAGGACAGCACCCAGGGGAGCAUCUUCACCUACACCAACGCCAACAGCACCCGAGACCCCUUCGAAGGCCCCAACUACCACAUCGCUCCCAGAUGGGUGUACCACAUCACCAGCGCCUGGAUGGUCUUCGUCGUCAUCGCAUCCGUCUUCACCAACGGGCUUGUGCUGGCGGCCACCAUGAGGUUCAAGAAGCUGCGCCACCCUCUGAACUGGAUCCUGGUGAACUUGGCCAUCGCUGACCUGGCAGAGACCAUCAUCGCCAGCACCAUCAGCGUCGUGAACCAGAUGUACGGCUACUUCGUGCUGGGCCACCCCUUGUGCGUGGUGGAGGGCUACACGGUCUCCUUGUGUGGGAUCACGGGUCUCUGGUCCCUGGCCAUCAUUUCCUGGGAGAGAUGGAUGGUGGUCUGCAAGCCCUUCGGCAACGUGCGAUUUGACGCCAAGCUGGCCAUUGCUGGCAUCGCCUUCUCCUGGAUCUGGGCUGCCGUGUGGACGGCCCCACCCAUCUUUGGUUGGAGCAGGUACUGGCCCCACGGCCUGAAGACGUCCUGCGGCCCCGACGUGUUCAGCGGCAGCUCUUACCCCGGGGUGCAGUCUUACAUGAUUGUGCUCAUGAUCACGUGCUGCUUCAUCCCGCUCGGCGUCAUCGUGCUCUGCUACCUGCAAGUGUGGCUGGCCAUCCGCGCGGUGGCGAAGCAGCAGAAGGAAUCCGAGUCGACCCAGAAGGCUGAGAAGGAGGUGACACGCAUGGUGAUGGUGAUGAUCUUCGCCUACUGCCUCUGCUGGGGGCCUUACACUUUCUUCGCCUGCUUCGCGGCUGCCCACCCCGGCUACGCCUUCCACCCGCUGGUGGCCGCCCUGCCAGCCUACUUUGCCAAAAGUGCCACUAUCUACAACCCUAUUAUCUAUGUCUUCAUGAACAGGCAGUUUCGAAACUGCAUCUUGCAGCUUUUUGGGAAGAAGGUGGACGAUAGCUCUGAGCUCUCCAGUGUUUCCAAAACAGAGGCCUCGUCUGUCUCUUCAGUGUCACCUGCAUGAGUCUCCCACCCCGACAACGACAACGACAACAACGUCUGCCUCCUACCGGAAAAUGCACCCGCCCCGCCCCCCCUUCUCCAUCCCCGUGAAAUAAAUGUAGUUUCUCUUUG
Messenger RNA from Sus scrofa (pig), 1231 nucleotides. It is a transcript of the gene OPN1LW, whose product is annotated as medium-wave-sensitive opsin. Lineage: Eukaryota; Metazoa; Chordata; Mammalia; Artiodactyla; Suidae. Gene Ontology annotation, cellular component: membrane. The record is from RefSeq and is marked provisional. Gene Ontology annotation, biological process: G protein-coupled receptor signaling pathway; phototransduction; visual perception. Gene Ontology annotation, molecular function: G protein-coupled receptor activity.